AUGGUUGUUCGCGAGUCCAAUGGCAUCUGGAAAGUUGCAAGACUUGACCUCGACCAUAACCAUCUACUUACACCUGAGGACCAUGAUUUGCUGUUCAGUGGUCAGAAAUACAUGACAGAAAUGGAAAGAGCAAUGAUCAGGACCCUCAGCCACAACAACAUUCCAACACGCAAAAUGAUAGCUAUCCUUUCACAUCUAAGAGGUGGAGUUACAGCAUUACUGUAUAAAAAGAAGGACGUGAGUAAUUAUAGAACCAAGAUUAAUAGAGAAGUAACUGGUACAGAUAUGAGUCAGGUGCUGAGCUACUUCAUGGAAAGGAAGAAUCAAGAUCCAACAUUUUUCUACAAGAUUGAUGUGGAUGAAGAUAAAAGGCUGAAAAACCUAUUCUGGGCUUAUGGUUCAGCUAUCAAGUACUAUGCAGAAUAUGGUGAUUUCACAGUGGGAACUUUCAAAUGGGUUUUUGAGGCUUUCGUAGAGGCAAUGAAUGGCAAACAUCCGAAAACAAUCAUUACUGAUCAGGAUAAUGCGAUAAAGGCAGCAAUUAAAAUUGUGUUUCCUGACGCAGUACACAGAAACUGCUUAUUCCACAUAAAGAACAAGUGCUAUAGUAAAAAUGGCAAGGUGUUUGCAAAUAAUGAAGGCUUGAUGGAAGAGUUUGAAGAUACAGUCAAUAAUAGCCUCACAACAACAGAGUUUGAAUACCUAUGGACCAAGAUGAUUGCAGACUAUAAGCUAGAGAACAACAACUAUUUCACCAGGAUGUGGGAAACAAGGGAACGGUUUAUCCCUGUAUACUACAAAAAUGAGUUUUUCCCAUUUCUACAUACAACAACAAGGAGUGAGACAACCAAUGCGAGGUUCAAAGACAACAUUGGGCCCACAUACAGCAUGAUAAGCUUUAUGAAAGAGUACCAAAGAAUUGUGGACACUAUUGACAGAACAGAAGCAGAGGAGGACACCAAGAGCAGGCAGAAACAGUGCAAAGAACUACUAUUUGACUAUCAGAUAGAGCAACAAGCGCAGAAAAUGUACAAUAGAAACAUUUUAAAGAAAUUUCAGGUGCAGCUAAAAGAAACAACAACAUUGGCUUACACUGAAAUGGUACCAAAUAAGGAAUUUAUGGUCUGGCCAAGAACAAACCAAGUGCGUAAGGUGUAUAGGAUGCGCCAAUAUAUGGUGUCAGCUAACAUGACAGAAGGGAGUGAGGAGUUCACCUGCAUAUGUGGGAAGUUCAGCAAGGAUGGCAUAUUGUGCUCUCAUAUACUGAAAGUAAUGGUUGAAAAGGAUAUCAGUAAAAUCCCAGAACAGUACAUAAUAGAGAGAUGGAGAAAGAAAGACAUGAAAAUUCAGGUGCCAUCAAAGCAAACUGCGGAAGCAGCAAGUGCCUCUUUGCUGCGGUUCAACAUGCUAUCUAGAGAAUCUGCAGCUCUCAACUCUAAAGCAGCAGCAACAGAAGAGUCAAUGCUUUACCUUCUGUCAAAGUUUCAGGAGUUGAACGUCGAAGUAGAUGGUAUUUUGUCCAGGCAAGGCACUGAUCAGAAUCCAAAUAAAAGGAAGAAAGCAAGUUCUACAGCAAGUGGAGUGCAAGAGUAA
Molecule: messenger RNA, 1593 nt
Organism: Panicum virgatum (switchgrass)
Lineage: Eukaryota; Viridiplantae; Streptophyta; Magnoliopsida; Poales; Poaceae
Product: protein FAR1-RELATED SEQUENCE 5-like
Exons: 3
Coding region: 1-1593 (530 amino acids)
Biological process (GO): regulation of DNA-templated transcription
Molecular function (GO): zinc ion binding
Source: RefSeq, a predicted model, not a curated record